Drosophila ficusphila is the source of this 362-nucleotide messenger RNA. RefSeq lists its product as uncharacterized. The transcript has a single exon. NCBI's taxonomy places the organism in Eukaryota, Metazoa, Arthropoda, Insecta, Diptera, Drosophilidae. The record is from RefSeq and is a predicted model, not a curated record. Bases 31 to 267 code for a protein of 78 amino acids.
CUGAUCAUCGCACUUCAAAAUAUUUCAAACAUGACUGUGACCGUAUCUGUUUCCGAAAACUCCUCGGUUGGACAAAACCAAAACAGCCAGAAAAAUGGAAUGUCUCCCAUUGAGAUAUCCAUUGAGAAGUUGCCGAAUCUUGCAUCCAACUGGUCAACUUUUCUGAGAGAUAUAACCAACGACAGGAAGCUGCGAGCCGAGAGAAUAAAUCGCCAGUCGGAAGACGUCAUCCAAUUCAUAAACAGAUUUCCUCUUUUGGAAUCUUAAAUACAAACAACCAGUCCUAACAAUCAUACUAUCGCUAAAUUAAAUUUAAAUAGAUUUAAGUACAUUCCCAAUUUUAUAAAAUAAAAAAAAUAUUG